UUAUCAAAGGUUUGUAGAAAUACCUGGAACCGUGUUGUUGAUCGCCAAGAGCUUGAUGCGGAAUCUGGAAGACGAUCUACAGCCGGACGAUACUUCUUAGAGCACGAUCCGGGAGGUUUUGUGAUCUUCCUCAACCAAGCCUCCUUAGACCACUAACGGGAAUCCUCUGAUCUUCCUGAUGGGGAGAAGAAGAGAGUGUUUCGUCUUGAUGUCUUGGGGACCACAACCUC
This is a messenger RNA of Linum tenue, 230 nucleotides long. The record is from the annotation of a GenBank genome assembly. NCBI's taxonomy places the organism in Eukaryota, Viridiplantae, Streptophyta, Magnoliopsida, Malpighiales, Linaceae.